AAACAAAAAACAAUUAAAUUAAGUAAUGAAUCAUAUUCAGUUAAAACCCAUCACAGAUACAGUAUAUCAUAAUAUUACAAUGGCUAAUCAAAUCAUAAUAUGCUAUUAGGAUGUUGUAGCAGUGGUAGAGUCUGCAUGGUAGUUACAGCUGUCAGUGACAGCCUUUAAGAAUUGAAGCACAUGUUUUCUUUAGUCAUUAUCUGAAUUCCCUCUGGGUUCCCAAAUUGCAUAAUCCUUCUGACCUCAAUUUAUUGAACCCAAGUGAUUGUACUUUUCAGAAUAUGCUUCAGCAAACAGGCUCAUCCUGACACCCCAUCAAAACUCACGCUGGCCUGAGUGGUUGCCAUCUCAGAUGAAGUUACUGCUGGGUUCCACAAGGCAAAGCUUGACUAGAGUGAAUUGAUUCAUGGGGAUUAGAGAUUAAGACUUCCCUGGCCGCUUUGGUGGAGUAAAUCUGGGGAUUAUGAUGUCAACAGCCUAUGGACGCUAGAGAGGAAAUUGAAUUGUGAGGAACGGCAGCGGCUAUGGUGCAGGAUUACAGCGUAGUUAGUAAAAAUCAGAGAUGAGAGUCCAUGUCUGUGCCUUUCUCCUGUUCAGCAAAACCUCCAUGGGAAACCAUUUACUGCCUUUGGACAGUAGAAAUUGUGACAGGGAUGACUGAGUGAAUAUUUCUGAUGUUAUUUGAGGGUUAAGAUUUCUCUCUGUGGUAAUCCUGCUCUGGUCUGGCCUUUGAAGCAUCAGGUGGUGAGUACUACUAAGUCCAACAGGAACUACUUUCAUUUAACAGUCUGACAAGAAUAUCUGACAAUUUUUACACCUGAAUCCUCAGGGAGCAUCUUGUUGAAGGCUAACACUGCAGAUAGAUAAAGUUCUGUUAAUGGCUGAAGAUAAAAAAAUGUCACAUUUAGAGCUAACGUGUUAUUCUUUAUCUGCUUUUCCUUUCUGUUCUGUAAGACAACUCCAGUUGUGGCUGCUCCUCCCGCUCCCUCAGCAGCUCCCAGUGUUACAUUCGAAGGACUCUCAAAAACCAAGAAGAUGAAAGUGAAGUUGGCCCAUUUGGGUUUGGUCUUCUUCCUCCUUCUGUCUCUGGUGAUGACAGGCUGUUUCCUUUGGCAAUAUCAGCUGCCAAAACUUAAGCCAGAUGAAGAGAUGGGUCGUAAUGCCAAUUCAGAGAUGAUGUGUCCCCGCUUUCCUGAGCCUCUCCCUUUGGAGCAUCCUAUCCCCAGUCUCAAAGAAGCCCUGGAAAAGGUGGAUGUUUUGUUUCGCCAAAGCAUCAACCCCAUCAGCCUUCCUGCUCUGUCUGCCAUUGUGAUCUUAAACGAUACAGUUUUGUGGACUGGCAACUUUGGAAAGAGGAAUGCCAGUGAUCCUCUGUCAGGCCCACCCAGUGAAUACACAAUCUACAGAAUUGCCAGCUUAUCGAAGAUAUUCCCAACGCUGAUGCUCUACAAACUGUGGGAGGAUGGAAAGAUCGCCUCCUUAGAUGAUCCACUGGAAAAAUAUGUAGAAAAUUUCACUAUAAAAAACCCUCUGGGGAAAACAAGAGACUCUGAGUUAAAAUAUGUGACAGAUGGCCUAAUAUUUCUAGACAGUGGAGAGGUACAAAUUCGCUCAUCCUCUGUCACCCUGCGUAGGAUGGCAAGCCAGCUCUCAGGUCUGCCCAGGAGGCUGAGGGCUACAAAUUUACUAUGGAAAGGCAAAACGCAAUCAGCAAUCAAUCUGUUACAAGAUGAUGUUCUUGUUGCAGAUCCAGGAACCAAGUGUCACUAUAGUAACCUCGCAUUCUCUCUUCUCGCUCAUGUGAUGUCUGAAAGAGUGGUCGGAGUUGAAUACCAACGAUGGGUCACAGAAAACAUCCUGGACCGAUUAGGAAUGGAAGACACCAGUUUUGAACUGACUCCUGGAUUACAGAGCCAGUUUGCUGUGGGAGUUUACUCAAACGGAAAACCUGCUCCUCUCUAUGAUCUCGGCUGGUACCGGCCUUCCGGUCAGAUGUUCUCCACCCCUGCAGACAUGGCCAAACUCGCCAUGGUGCUACUGGGAGCCUACCACCGAAAGCUGCUGGAGCCAGAUUCUCUGAAGAUCAUGUUGAACCCACUCUUUAGGUGUGAUAAGGAUUACUUUGCAAACCGUACUGGGACCCCUUGGGAGGUGAAUGACCUCAUGGGUUACGAGAUGUUGAGGAAAGAUGGUGAUCUGGAUGGCUACUCUGCCACGUUCUCCCUGGUUCCCAGGCUGAAGCUAGGCCUGGUAAUCCUAAUGGCGGGCAGCAGGCCUCAGAAGCAGGAUGUGGUCACAAAGGCCUACAGCUACAUUGUUCCAGCAAUAGAGAAGGCCUUUAGGGAAGCCAAAAAGAUUCUUGUUGCUUCCCCAAAUCCAGAGCCUUACAUUGGGUUUUUCACAUACAGCAACAUCACUUUCUAUGAGAUCAAAGUGGGAUCCGAUGGAGUUCUGAUCAUGCAGCAGUUUGGUCCUCAGAUCGAAGAGCUGAUCCCAGAGAAGUACAGGACAAUAAAGCUUAACUACUUAGUUGAGCGGGUUUUCAGAGUUGUGUUUGAUAAAGAGUACCCUUGUGUUUUGAGAGUGGGCAAGGCUUCAGUCUCGUUGGAAGCCCAAGAUGGCCAACUUUUUAACUUCUACGUCUUCAAUAAGCAAGGCUUGUCCCCUGGCUUUGAUGCACCAGGUCUAAACACAUACAAUGUGGUGCGAAUAGCCCGCAGGCCAACCUUCACCAGCUGAGGAGCAGCAAGUGAUUUUGUGCGCUACAGAUGACGUAAAGAAAGGCAUGUGACAGUGAAAGACUCACCUGAAAUCAGAGGGGAUGCCAGUAGUAUCAUUUUGAAAAGAACUCUUGAAUGAGAACAGAUAAGAAAGACAAAUACUUGGCACAUAUUGUUUUUUUCUGCUGAGUGAUGUACAUGAAUGUCAUCCUCACAAAGGCCCUUUAUCACACCUCUGAGCUAAAUAUUCACUCUGUGGCAGUUAAGUGCAUUUGCUCAUCUUGCCUUCUUCUGUUAAUGUCUUGCUAGAGAAAACAGCAGAACAACACUUUUUGUGGUCAGUCAUAUAACAAUUUUACAUAUGCUCACUUCUUCAACCAGGAUUAUUAGUAAAUAAGAUAUUUAUCUCAUCCAUUUUCAAACUGUCUUAUUGGAACUGGUAAACAUUUCCAAAGUUUUAAAACAACUGAUUUACAGCUAGAAACAAUGCAGUCUGAUUUAACAUACAGUACAUACAGAAAGUGCAUAGACGUGCACAGGCUGCAGCUUCCUGUUAUCAUACUGCAACACAUAGCAACUUAAUUCAAUAACUUUACACAAACAAUAGAAAAUAACACUUUUUCAUGUGGAUAAAAGAGGAUAAAAAUAACUACAAUUGGUUGUUAUUCCAUAGUUUCUAAAAAGACUGCGGUUGACACUGCAACACAGCAAAGUGGCUGUUUAAAACCCCAUCCAGUAAUUGAUCAGAAAAUCAUAUUAUUAUUUGUGAUGAACUCCAUAAGCUUUGUUAUACAACAAAUGAUUUGGCCAGUCAUUAUUGUAGUGAGUAUUUUCCACUUUGUUGUUGCUGAGAAUGCACCUUUGUUUUCCUGUGAUGCUGGUUUAAAUUUGGGUCAUAAUAUUACCAUAUUUAGUUUUAUCAAACCUCAGUAUAUAUUAUGCAUUUUUUAUACUCUCUUCUUGAAGAUAAAUAUUGCCAUAAUGCCAGUUGAUGCACAAGCAGCAGAAAAAAAAACAUUGUGUGUAAUGUGAAGUCAAUAACAGUGUUAUAGAGGAAUGAAAUAAAAUACUGUAUAUAAAAAUUUAAAAAAAGAGGUGUCAAAAUAUUGUUCCUGCACAAGCCACCAUUAGCUUCUACAGGAUAUUAAACAAGUGCUAAAAAAUAAUAUGUAAGUUGUUGCUUUGAAGUUGUGGUAUUAUUUUUGAUGCAUUCUAUGUAAGAAAUAUGCUUAGUCUCAUUAGAAACAUAUUUUUUAAAACAUUGAAUUUAUGACUGCCUUUGUAAAUUUUCCUGCAAACGUUCAGCUGCAGAUAUUCAACAGCAAAAAUUCACCUUCAAAAAUUUGCCUGCAAAUGUGAUGGAUUUCUGGUGACCCAAGCCAAGGCAAUCAACACUAGAUCAAGUCAAGCAGAUUUUAGCCAAUCAAUCAAUGCUACAUUGAUGAUCCAAUAAAACUGUAAGCAGCCAACUGAUGAGCAAAGGAGAUAUUUAAGGAUCUUUUAAAUGAUAGAAAAAUAUUUAAAUUAAAAUGAUGCAUAUGGUCACUGUAUUAGAUUUCUAAAUACCCAGAAAUCGUUUUAGUUUAAAAUUUAAAAGAACUCUACUUUUUGGAAAGUAUUGCACACAGUUUUCAUUGACUGCAGAAAUUGGAUAGGAGUGGUGGAGAGACAUUUUUGCAAGUGAAUUUAAAGAAAAAAAUUAAAUGUAAGUGCACAUGAUAAAAGUCAAGUGUUAUAAAUUAAAUGUAUAAAAAAUGUCUGUUUCUACUUGGACUACAUAUACUUCUUCCAUACAGUCAGUCUUUUUUGUCAUUUGCCAACCAAGUGG
This is a messenger RNA of Xiphophorus couchianus (Monterrey platyfish), 4548 nucleotides long. RefSeq names its product lactamase, beta-like 1b (gene lactbl1b). The record is from RefSeq and is a predicted model, not a curated record. The coding region runs from base 1036 to 2739 and encodes 567 amino acids. Lineage: Eukaryota; Metazoa; Chordata; Actinopteri; Cyprinodontiformes; Poeciliidae. The transcript has 6 exons.